UCCGCGGCUCCUUCUUCAGGUCCCGAGAAACUCGCCCGCGGCCCCCCGAAGAUGAAAGUGUUUAACGAUCUUUCGAUAAUACAUUAAAUUACACGGCCGCCGCUGGAACUUGAUAUUUGUUUUCUCGCCAGUGUCGUUUGGACUCACACUCGUCAAGUUUUUUGUUUCUCUCACUAACUUGAGAAGUGCUGAGAAGAAAAAAAAGAAUGUAUAAAAAGAAGCAACGUAGGGAUAUGGAGACAAAGGAGGAAGAGAUAGACUUCAGGAAAAUUAUGAAAGACAUACAGUUUCUGGGUUCCUCGCACAUGACAUGGAAAGAGAGGAAAGAACUCGAGAACAGAAGGGUUGUAUCUUUAGGUGGAAAGCCUCCUAAGAAGCAGAGACUGCCAUUAAGUGUAGCUCGAGUACCCAUGAAGAGACAAAAGGAAAGAGAACUGAAGUUGCAAGAAGAGAGAGCAAUUCUUGGACGAUUUGGAGGGAAGUUUUCUGGCCCCAAAAAACCAAUGGAGAAGCGCAGGCCUGAGGAUAGGGUGCUUAAGUCAACUGAAGGUCGUUUUAGAAAUGGUGUACUCAAUGUGAAGCAUUUGUUACACAGAACCCCUUCAAGAAACAGUGAUCCUGGCACACCUAUGGGUGGCAAAGGGAAAAAAAUGAGUAAGAAGCGCCAUGGUAAGAAGAAAGGCGGUAAGAAGAAGCACCAUUGAGAGCACAUCAAAUGUGCUGGGGAUUCAAAUACAGAAAACAUGGCUUAUUGGAGACAAAGUAAGAUAGUUUCACUGGAGUAAAAGAUUUUGAUAGUUUCAAUUUUGUUGUGUUAGUCAUUUCGAUCUAUAUUUGAUUGUGUUUACUUUGAUGUUUGAUUAAGCUUUCAUACAAUAUGAAGUACCUCUAACGAUGAAUCAGAAUAUGAUCAUCUACUGAAAUACUUGAACACACACUGAAUUCUUCAUUAACAAAUUACAGCCACUGGAAUCAUGGCUUUGUUUA
Messenger RNA from Mangifera indica (mango), 987 nucleotides. RefSeq lists its product as uncharacterized. The record is from RefSeq and is a predicted model, not a curated record. The transcript is spliced from 5 exons. Bases 207 to 704 code for a protein of 165 amino acids. Gene Ontology annotation, cellular component: nucleolus. Gene Ontology annotation, biological process: maturation of SSU-rRNA from tricistronic rRNA transcript (SSU-rRNA, 5.8S rRNA, LSU-rRNA). NCBI's taxonomy places the organism in Eukaryota, Viridiplantae, Streptophyta, Magnoliopsida, Sapindales, Anacardiaceae.